Molecule: messenger RNA, 1191 nt
Organism: Pelagomonas calceolata
Lineage: Eukaryota; Pelagophyceae; Pelagomonadales; Pelagomonadaceae
Source: the annotation of a GenBank genome assembly
GCACGCCACGCGCCGCAUAAAUCGAUUACGACUGCAGAGAUGCGCGCAUCGCUGCUCAUUUUCACCGUCUAUCACUCUGCCGGCGCUUACUUGCAGCCGCGCCGCCCACAGAGACCGCUAAGCCGCCUUGCUCUCACACCACUCGAGAGAGCAAUCGCUGGCAACGACGUCGACGCCGUCGUGGACGUGCUCGAAGACGACGUACCAUGCGACCGCGCGCUGGCAAUAGCAGCACUCGACAAAGCCGCAGCGGUGACUCCCGACAGCAGCGACGGCGAACAGUUCGCGGCAGCGUUCGAGGAAGCGAGGCUCGUUCGUGCGUACCAGGCGCUGCGGCGGCGUGGACUGGCGCCGUCCUUCGGGAUAGCGAUCGACGAGCCCUUUCCGCUGUCGCAAGGCGCGUCCGAGGAAGAGAUCGCGCGGGAGGCCGGUGACCUCACGCUCGCCGCGUUCAGACCAAAGGACGGCGCGGGACGGAUGUUCGCGAUCCUUGGUGUCAUCGUCUGCGGAGCCGAGAUUGCCGCGGCGAAGGCGCUCGGCCUCGACUCGCCGCAGCCGUUGUUUCUCGCCACCGCGGGACUCGCCGCCGUCGAUACCUUUGCCCUCAAAGGCGCACUCGCGGAGACGCUGGCAUCUGCGGCAGACAAUACGUACUCCGAGCGAAUUGUCCGCCACGAAGCGGGCCACUUGCUAUUGGCAUAUCUCUGCGGCCUUCCGGUGCAGGGCUGCGUCCUCUCUGCGAGAGAGGCGCUCGCCGGGGAAGGCUCCGGCGCCGCGUCAUUGAACGGUGCGGCCGGUACGGCGUUCUUCGACCCGGAGCUCAACGCCGCCGCGCGCCGCGGCCGCAUCACGCGGUCCGUGAUCGACCGCUACUGUAUUGUAGUUAUGGGCGGCAUCGCCGCGGAAGCCGUCUCGUACGGCUCGGCCGAAGGCGGCAAGGACGACGAGUCCGCCCUAAUCAGCUUCCUUCAGGACACGGUCGGAUUUACUGGUGACGUACUCGUGCAAGCGCGGAUGUCCGCUUUGAAUGGAGUGAUCCUCCUGCGGCGGUACCGGGCCGAAUUCGAGCGGCUCGUGAAGGUCCUCGAACGCGACCGCGCGACGUCCAUUGGCGCCGCGGUGCUGAGCAUCGACGACGCCGCCGCGUGAAGGCAGUUUGGUAGUUGUUGUGGUAACUUGUUGGUUUCCUUG